CGCAGUGCGAGCCGGCCCUGUGAGGCGAUUCCGAGGAGCGGCCGGGCCGUCGUCGUUGUCGUCGUCGUCGUCCCCGUCCCGCGAGCGGCCCAGGCAGCCCGGCAGGCGGCAGAAGGGCGGCAGCGGCGUCGCCGCCGGUGUUCCCGGCGCUCCCGGUCAGGCCGGCAGCCAUGGAGGCGAAGUCGUCGUCGUCCUCGUCCUCCGGCAGGCCCGUGAAAAGCAUCCUGAAGAACCGCUCGGGCAGCGGCGGCCGCAGCGGAGGGCCCGGACUGGUGGCCUCGGGCGCCCUCACGCAGCCGCAGCAGCAGCAGCCGCCGCCGCCGCCGCCUCCUCCGCCGCAACUGCAGGCGGCCUCGCUGGCCCAGCCCGGCUCCGAGGGCCCCAUGGACGAGCGUAAGAAGUCUCAGAAGUGGGAUGAAAUGAACAUCUUAGCUACGUACCAUCCAGUGGGCAAAGACUAUGGUUUAAUGAAGAUCGAUGAGCCAAGUACUCCCUACCAUGUUAUGGUAGGAGAAGAUGAAGAUGCAGGCAGUGACACAGAAGCAAAUGAAGCCCCUUCUGCAGAUGUGUUGGCUAAAAAAUUAGAAGCCGCAGCAGAUGGCAAGGGGCCAAAGAUCCUCUCACAUCAAGAAGAGAGCAGUGAUGAAGAAGAUGAGGAAGAGGCAGAGUUAUCUGCUGAAGAUCUUGAGAAAAAGAAGCAGUUUGAAAUGAAGAGAAAAAUGCAUUACAAUGAAGCACAGAACAUCAAACUUGCCAGACAACUGAUUGCGAAGGAACUGCGUGGUGACGUGGAAGAGGAGGAAGAGGAUGAUGAUGAUGAUGAAGAGAUGCGGGACACAACAGACUCACGACGAAUGAAGCCACCCCCUGUACCCGCUCCUAGCGACCCGCUUGAGAACAUUUCACACAGCCUAGAAGAAGUCUGCUCAGGACUGUAACUGCUCCUAAAGCCACACUUUUGUAUUCACUGCGUCACGCUUCCGCAGUUGUGGCUCAGGUGCUGUGGUGGAGCAGGUCAGCAUUGCCAGGAAUAGUGGCACCCGUCGAGGCUUUGCUGUUAGUCUUUGGAAACUUUACUGAGCUGGUCUGGUCUUGUGCCCACUAGUCACAGAAGACGGCUUCAUUCCUAACCUGCAGAACAACACAGUGCAGUGCGAUGCUGGUUACCUAGGCACAUCCAUAUUGCUCUUCUCUUUUUGGAUUUGAAACCUGCAAAAUGUGCUGGUUUCUCUGCUUUCUGUCCUAUUUUGGCACCACUCUGUAGGACUUAAAUGGCCAUGUGCGGCAUAGAAGGGCUUUGGUAUUCAUGUGCCAAAUUGUAUUGCUCUGGGGUAUUGGGCUAAUUGGUAACUGGCAAAAAGGGAUUGAUUGAUUGAUUGAUUAAUUGACUAGAUCUCCUUUCUUUUCUCCUGUUAUAAAAUCUAUCAGCAUGACACAGUUCUCUCUUCAGCUUUCGAGGGAGCACAGCUCCAUUAAACAAGAAAAUUGUUGUUGUUUUGCAUUCUGCCACUGUAUCCUAGAUCCUCCCAGCUGGUGUGAUUGGGAUGUUCUGGGCUGUUGUGUUUGGGAAAUGAUGAGCCAACCUCAACGUGCUGUGCAGCUUAAUCCAUCUCUCCUGUUUUUGGUGGCUUUGGGCUUGGAAUGUUUUUUUUUGGUAGCUCUUCUUUUUUUUCAUCAUGUUUUCCAUCAAGCUGAGUGCCGUCCUUUGUUCUUGCCACCCUUCCACACUCUUGAGCACUGCCCAGAAAUAAGCCAGCUCUGAAACUCCUUGCUGGAAGAGUGCUGCCUCUGAGAAACCCAAACAUCUGCUUAGUCCUCUUCUGUUGGCCUCUUCUCUGCAGGGUGGCCUAGCAGAGUCCACUGGGCUAUGUGACUAUACUGCCUUUGGGAGGAGCUCUUGACUUAUUAAUGUUGACCUACAUUUGAGAAAUUGACCCACUCUAUAUGACUCUAUGCAUCUAUUUUAAGGCGACUUCUUGUCCACUGUGUCUUGAGUAAUACAGUGAGUUAUUUUAUUGUUAUAUUGGAACUGGGAGGGGGGGCUUUCUUGCAGGUGUUUGUAACUUAGAAAAGAGGAGGAACAAUGUGUCCCGUCAUUGAGCAUUGAUGAAACGAUGUGACGGGUUGUAGCCAGCUGAUUUUCCCUCCCCACAAAAUGUCCAGGCUGCACUGCAUUACAGGUCAGCUUUGCCCUGACUUCCUGGGUUUCCUUUUGCAUUGUUUGUGUCUCAUUAUGACAUUUAAGUAAAAGAGAAGAUUGUCUUCCUUGCUGAGUCCAUUUUCCCAUGAGAAGAUCGUGUAAAUAGUUCAUCCUUUCUAGGAUGAAGCUUGAUUCUGUUAACAAGACAUAAUCCUGAUAUGGGGAAAUUGACCCGGCUCUCAGAAGAAGUGAGCUAUACAGCCGGGAAACCCUGUUGGGCCACCAGUGUUGGCCGCCUCCUGUGCCGCUGUCCUGUUUGGAUUGUUUAGGCUGUGAGCCCUCUGGGCAGGGAUGACCUUGUGUUCUGUACAGCACUGAGAUCACUGGCACUGAAUAAAUAAAUGAGGGCAACAUUAAAGAGUUGGCUGGUGCCUUCCGGCCAUCUUGA
Molecule: messenger RNA, 2588 nt
Organism: Elgaria multicarinata webbii
Lineage: Eukaryota; Metazoa; Chordata; Lepidosauria; Squamata; Anguidae
Gene: PPP1R2
Product: protein phosphatase 1 regulatory inhibitor subunit 2
Exons: 6
Coding region: 171-938 (255 amino acids)
Biological process (GO): regulation of signal transduction
Molecular function (GO): protein phosphatase inhibitor activity
Source: RefSeq, a predicted model, not a curated record